Molecule: messenger RNA, 3745 nt
Organism: Aptenodytes forsteri (emperor penguin)
Lineage: Eukaryota; Metazoa; Chordata; Aves; Sphenisciformes; Spheniscidae
Product: SERTA domain-containing protein 2-like
Exons: 2
Coding region: 76-927 (283 amino acids)
Cellular component (GO): nucleus
Molecular function (GO): transcription regulator activity
Source: RefSeq, a predicted model, not a curated record
AUCUCCAACACUUGCUGAGGACACCAGAUCAGAUACGCUGUUCUGUGUAGUCUGACAGCUUACUGUAUUACGUUCAUGUUGGGGAGAGGUCUAAAACGCAAGCUGAGUGACUAUGAGGAGAACAUGGCUGGUCUCUCGAGUGCCUUUGAUUCCAGUCGAAAUCUGCCAUAUCCGCUUAAGAGGCAGUUGGUGCUUAAUAUGUGCCUCACCAAGUUACAGACGUACAAAAUGCUGGUGGAACCGAACUUGCACCGCUCUGUCCUCAUAGCCAACACAGUACGGCAAAUCCAAGAGGAAAUGAGGCAGGAGAGUAAUCAGCAGCCAAUUAAUGUCUGCCCUGGCAUUACUCCUAGUUCUCACAGCUACACAGGGAUGGAAUCAUCUGGGAUUUCUCUUCAGUUGCCUUCAGGUAUUAGUCAGCAAGAGUCUAACUGUUGCGACUUGCGGUCUGUAGAAGACCCAAUUGAAAAUAGCCUGCUGAUAGUUUCAGAUGAUGAUAUGUCAUCUGCUAUUUCAUCUAUUCUGAAGGAUUUAGACUUUGUAGAAGAUAUAAGCCCGCCUACUUGUCUGGUUCCUACUGGAGAUGACCAGCCAAAGUUCCCAGAAAAUACUGGUCUAAAACUAGAAGAUGAUAGACAGGAUUUGAAGGGAGCUGAAUGCGUGUUUGGAUCCUUUGAGCUUUCAAAUUCAACUAGUUACUUGAAGGAUUUGGCAAUAGAUGACAUUUUUGAAGAUAUUGACACUUCAAUGUAUGAUUCAGACUUUUGUUGCCCUCCACUAAUGCCGCCCAGACCACCAUCUCUCGCUACAGAAGAACCAUUGAAAACCUUUCCAUCUUGUAAUUCUUCUUCAGCAAGCAACAUUCAGAUAUGUAGAACAGAUCUGAGUGAGUUGGACCACAUCAUGGAAAUUCUCGUUGGAUCCUGAUACUUGUUUUACCCAAAGAUACUUUUUAACUGCCACUUUCAUUUGGUUUCAGGAUAAAAGCCACUGGAAAAGUUGUAAAAAAUUCUUUAAAACACAAACUAAAAAUAAUUUGUCCAUAGUGGGAUUUUCUAAAUAAUUCCAAAACUUAUAAACCAAAAAAAGUGGCAGAUUUUUAUUAAAAAAAAAAAAAAAGAAAUAUUUAUUUAUCAGAACUGUGCAAUCAUCUUUUUCCUUCCAGGGUGUAUGUGGAACAAUAGGCACAUACCCUUAUCACCCUUCAUGCCUCUUUCAAUAAACUUUUUUAUUUGCAAUUUUCAAUUUGUCAGAAGAAUUUACAUGCAAAACAAAUUUCAUAUGAGAUGAUCUUUUACAAAGCCUCCACUUUAUUUUUAAUAUCAGAGUCUAUGCCAGGCUGGCAUAUGUCAAGUUGCAUAGUUGGAUUGCGUGGAUUGCAGACGCAUUACUAGAGAUGGGUAUAUUUUAAAAAUGAGACACACUUUGCUUUCUUUUGGCCAGAAAAGCAAAUCAAGACACUUAUCAACGAAGUCUCUUGCAUUUUCUAAAGCAUUCAGAACUAUUUAUUUUUGUAAAUUUUAUAGUCUUUCUACAUUUUACUACGUUAUUUCAUCAUAGUUCAAAUAUAAUGGACUUCUAGUUGGAUGUGUUUAGCACUACCUCUGAGCUGAAAUGCUUUAACUCUUUCCAGUGCUUCGUCUAAGACUGCAGAUCUUUUUGUUUCUAUUUUUUUCUGGGGGAAAGUACUUCUAACUCAUUAAGCUGAUCCUUUGACGGUGACCUAGCUGAUUUGUGAAAUCAAGGGUAUUCAAUGUUUAAAAACUUUUAAGUAUUUACAAAUGUAAUUUAUAUGUAGAUUGUGCAAUUUAACAUUUUUCUGUCAGUAUUACGUGCUUAGAUUUUGAAUAAUCUCGGCGUUCUUUAAAUUAAAACUUACUAUGUACAGGUAGCUUUUUAAGCUGUUUUGGAAAACACUGUCCUUCAACCCUGCUUUCACUACAAAGUUUAAGAUGAUUUUUAUGUGCAAUAUUAUUUAAAAAGAUACACAUUUGUAUACCUGGCAUUGUGGAAAGAAAUGCUUCAAACUUAAAACUUCUAGCACCUUUGGAGGAUACUCGAGAGAGUCAGCAUUUCUGUAUCCUUUAAGAAACAAAGUUGAGAACACUUCUUACUACACCAGUGCUUACUGCUUUGAAUACUCCCGAAAUGCUCAUUGAUACGUGGUGAGUCAGUGCUGAUGACUAAGAACCAUCCUGCAGCGGUGUCCGUGAGAGCUCAGGGGUCUGACCGCUCGGAUGCAGCGCCAGGGCUGGGGCCUGCGUGGGCUUUGGAAGCAUCGUGAUGGUUGCUGCUGAUGGUGCUGCAGAUUGUACUGGGGAAGGAGGGGUGCGUGUGUGUGGCAGGUGUGUGUAUAGGUAUAUAUAAGCGCGCUCAUUAACUGAAGGUGAGAUUUGCAGUGAGAACUAUUUUUCCAUAAGACAGUUUGGAUACUGUGUUUCAGCUUGAACUGAGGUCUAUAUUGAUCCUUGCUAUCGUCUUCUGAACUACACACUUGCACGUUAGUUUUGGGGGGUAUUUUAUUUUAUUUCUUAAUUAUAAAACUUUUACUUUGUUCUUGAAAGCUGCAGCACCUGUCUUGUAAGAAGAUUUGCAGUUGUAAAAGCUUUGCUUUGGUUUGUUGUUUUUUGGAGGUUUUUUUGUUGUUCUGCUGAGACUUUUCAUGAACGGGGCAUCGGCAGAGGAAAAAAAAAAUGUUGCCUGUGUGUUGCAUCUCACAGAAGCUGAAAUCCUGGCCCUAUUGAAGGGGACAGGGUGUCACUUAGUAUUUCUAGUCUUAACUGAUGCUGUGGCACACCUACCUUGUGCAAAGAUCUCCAUUUUUUUACUGUGACUAUUUCGGUUAACAGUUAGCUGCCGAUACAAUUUGGUAUCCCAAACCAAUGGAGAACCAGUUCAGGUCGCGUCCUCGCAGCCAUCUGGGUUGUUUGGCAACCGAAGGGUAUAAGUGUAUUUAUAUGCAUAUAAUGUAUUGAUUCUAAUAUAAAACUUCUGAUCUAAAAUAUUUUGAAUUGCUGGAUAAAGGGAUUUUUUUGAAGAGUGUAUAAAUAGUUCUUGAAGAGGUACAGGUUCAGAAUGUACACAGAUUGUGCAUUGUGUAUAGACUACUCUGGCUUUUCCUCAGCCUCUACUUUUGUAUUGAAGAUAUGACUGAAUAAAUCCUUGAACUAUUAAGGGCCUUCUGCACUGUGAUGAAGCAGAGUUGUGGUUAAAAAUGUCUUUAAAUUCAGUGAUGAGGAAUAAAAUAAAAAGACUGCAUCUAAUUUCUUUUUGCAUUUGAAAAUAUGGAAUGUUACUAUGCAGUAAAGAUAUUUUGGUAUGAAAAUUGUAUCACAUAGCAAAUAGUGAACACUUAAUAAAUCCACUUACUCACCUUGCAGCCCCUACAGAAACAUAAGACGACUUGCUUUUCAGCAUUUACAUGCUGAAUUUUUUUGUAUACUUCAGAAACAGAUUAAAUUGUUGGUAGAUGUUUUAUCAACAAUUCAAAAUGCAAUUUUUGUUCAGGUGCUUGCUACAAAGCUCUGUUUCUAAUUGGUUGCUUGCAUCACAGUCCCAAGACCGUAAGCUGGUAUGUAAUGCAGUUCGGUUAUGUAUGGAGUUAUGUGCAAAGGGAAGUUUAAUUUUUAAAUAUGCACAAACUAAUUUUAAAAUCCUUCCAUGUAAAAUGAAGUUAGAGGCUAGUUGUGGUGGACCUAUUUAUUGUAUGUUUGGAAAUAAAAGCCACAGUUUUGCAGUUUAACCA